CAUAACGUCACCAUGACAACAAUGAAAAUCCAAUAUGUCCGCCUGUAUGGCCAAACAUUACCAGAUGUUGUACGGAGAUUUUAGCGUUUUCAACUUAAAUAGAAGAUUGAUCUCAAAUUAGAUGAAUACCAAGAAAGAAUAAGGCUCUCAUAAUGCCAACGGUCCUAAGGAAGGAUGUGAAAUCGGAUGGUAAACGGCCGAACGAGGGGGGAUUUGGAAAUUCUUCGAGUUCAACAUCUGAAAAAUUGACACCGACAUCUUCUAGAGAGGGAGCUAAAAGUCAAAAAGGUGUCAAAGAACGAAAUCGAGACCUUGGUGGUGUCAAAGCACUAGACAAGCCUGUGGCGACUUUUGAUGCUUUGUCAGAGGCGAGCGGGGGCUCAGGGCUGGGAAUUUUACCCGUCGGGGAUGACCGUCAAGACCUGAUCUCGGAGGCUAGCUCAAAGGAGCUAGUUCUUGUUGAUAAAACUUUACGGGAAACAGAUGAGGAAGAGCAAGAUGACGAGGAAGUGAAAGAUUUAGUACCAGCAUUGCCUGAAGGGUGGCCAGCUUUUAAGAAUAAGCCUUGGCGACGUCGGAGCUGUGAGCUUGUCAAAAGCACAUCAUCUUGUGUGCGAAAAGCUGUUUCUCAUUUACAUCAAUUACAAGACAUCUUGGACACACUGUAUAAAUCUACAACGCGGGAGUCUGAAAGCCACGAAGAAGCCAGUCACACAGGGGCUAGCUGUGAAGGUGGGAGUCAAAAUGGUGCCAUUCGAGAAAUUGCCAGUCGAGAUAGCAAAUUCAGAUCUAGUACUGUAGACGGGAGCUCAUUGCAAUCCAGAGAACGUUUGGCAAGCCGGGGUCAAGAAAGCACACUUGGUCGCGAAUCAACUAGUUGUCAUGGUAGGAAACUAAGAUGGUUGCUGAGCUCUGCAUCUAUUGGGCAAGUGGAGGAUGAUGAAACACCUGCUGAUUUGCGACUGGAGUCUUCAGCUAGUGGCGCACAGCUCGAGGUCCGUGGAACUAGUGCAGGAAUCCUUCUCAACACCCCUCUGACACCCAAACCACAGACAGCCCUGUCUGAGUCAGGAGCCGGUGACCUUGACCUUCCCCAUGGUUACCCUGUGGUGGAUGAGGUUUUGAGCCUUCUUGGUCGGCUUGAGACGGACAGAGUUAACACUGAGCUGAGUCUGGUCAAGGAGAGGGAGAGGGUGGCUCGUCUCAGAAGUGAGAUUGAUCAGCAUGCCAUUCACAGAAUGCAGGAGUUACCCGAGGCUGUGCAAAGAGAGCAUGAAGCUUGUGCUAUUGACAUCAAUGAGCUGCGGUGGCAUUGUGCUUACACAGGAAGAAUUGAAGCUAGAUUGAGAGAACGUGUGCGGCAAGCAGAGCAAAAACACUCCAAGCUGCUGCAGGAUUUAGGGAACAUGCAGAAGCAUUGUCCGCUUGUUGAGGAAAAGCUUGAUCUUGAAGGGGAAGCCAUGUCUAGCAUCCAAAACAAACAGGAUGAGACAGAUGAUGAGCUACGGUCCACUUUAGUACGACUGCAUGCCACAGAGAAGAAGACAGCAGAGGCCCAAGGCAAGGCAUCCCAAGAGAGAGCUCUGAUAAAACAAGAUGUUGAUGUGGUUAGGAAUGAGCUGAAUGCUGUCAGUGAUGAACUUGCACAGUUGAAGAUGUACUUUACCUCCAACACCCACACCAUGACUGAUAUCCGUAACACAUUGAAGGAGAAUGCCCAACUGCUUGUAGUCCUAGACAGCAGAGAGGAACGAAUCAGAGCAUUGGAGGGUGCACAGCAAGACAAGGUGAAGACACUGCGAGAAAAGAUCAUAGAGCAAGAAGCAGAGCACCAUAAGCUUCUUGAAGAGAACAACAGACUGUUGACAGAGAAAGAAGUAAUGAAAGCAGAGCUGUCUACAGAUAUUUCAAAGCUGGAAUAUCGAGUCAAUAUAGGCAAUUCACGAAUCAAGGAAUUAACCAAGAGAAACAAGGAGAGUUCUUCAGAUAUAAAAGGAAUAAAGAAAAAGCUUGAUGCAUGCGCGAAGAAACAAAUCGCAGACCAAAAGUCAAUAAAGCGAGCUGAAGCAGAGAUGGAGAAAGUUGCUGACCAGCUAGUGGUGUCGAAGGAGGAGACAAGUCGGGUGGAAGUGAUGCACAGUAGCCUGUCAGAAAGCCUGCUCAUGCAGAGAGAGGAGAUUAUGGCCGUGGAGGAGUCACUCAAGACCACAGCCGAGGCGCUCAAGAAGCAACUGAAGGACGAGGCUCACGCUCGCACCGUGCUACAGGCAAGAAUAGCGGCCGACAAUACGGACCUUGCCAAGACGCAAGUAGACUCAAAGAAAAAGCGAGAGAAGGCGACCAUCCGCGCCGAUGAGAUCGAAAAACUUGUCAGCCACGUCAAAGAACAGGUCUCCAAACUAGAAAAGAUCCACAACGAAAGGCAAAUGACGAUCACUGAGCUGAAUAAGAUUCUGGACAAAGUGGCCAUACAACAUCGCGACAUGGAGAGUAAGCUCACGGGAGAGAUCACACAGCUCAAACCAAAGGAGGAAGACCUAAAGAAGGAGAACAUGGACCUGGCUAAGCGGAUCGAUCACAUGACUUGGAAAUCCGAGAUGAUGGAGAAGAAGAUGCAAGAUAUGGCGUCCUCUUCGCUGAUGAUGAACAAAGUCAUCACUACGACCACCGACUCCAUCAAUGAUCUCAAUGAGGAGAUGACGGAGCUGAAAAUCCAGCUGGAGACGGGAUUCGAGACAGAGCAGGAUCUGAGAACAUCACUAAACCAAGCUGAAGGGCGAAUCAAACUGGGUGAAGAGGAUCACAACAGAUACAUGGCUCAGAGGGAAUCCAUCCUCCAAACAAACUUGGGAGGUGUCGAGUCUUCUCUCGAGGAGAACAAGCGCCUAGCGGAGAAGUACACCAUCUUGCAGCAGCAGUUCCUGAAUAAUAAGGCGGCACUGCUCAGAGAGUUCGAACGGAGGGUGUUCCGCGAACACAACCUAAAGGACCACAGAGAGCUAUCUGUCCUCCAAGAGCGCAUGCACGAAGCCCUCGAAUAUUACUACCGCUUACGAGGGCUUCAGAACAGAGCGGGUAUCGCGCACUUUGAGCUGAGGGCCGCCGAGAAUGGGGGCAAGCUCGUGUACCUGCAAUCCGAGAUGAUGAGGGUCAUCGAACAUAUCAACCGUUUCCUGGAGGCCAACAACACGGCGCACAAAGUGAUCUCUAAGGAAGCGGCCAAGGUUGCCAGGACCCCCCCAGUCAAUGUCACGGUCUCUUAGAAACGGUUUCUAGGCGUCAGGCAGCCCUAUUUGUUUGGUCCACAGCAGUAAUUAUAACAGAGAAUGAGAUUAUGUUUCGGAGAAAAUAUUUUUUUGUAAGAAUUUUAAAUAGAGUCUAAAAUCAUUGGUCAUAUUCAUUCUUUCAAAGCGUACAUAUUGGAUACAUUAAUUCCAGCUGUCGGGCAAAAUGAGUAAUGGGAGUAAAAAUUUACAAGGAGUGACGCGUUAAAUAAAACCAAUUUAAUGUUG
Molecule: messenger RNA, 3512 nt
Organism: Nematostella vectensis (starlet sea anemone)
Lineage: Eukaryota; Metazoa; Cnidaria; Anthozoa; Actiniaria; Edwardsiidae
Product: coiled-coil domain-containing protein 178
Exons: 21
Coding region: 153-3263 (1036 amino acids)
Source: RefSeq, a predicted model, not a curated record